Messenger RNA from Durio zibethinus, 1346 nucleotides. RefSeq names its product transcription factor MYB123-like. Gene Ontology annotation, cellular component: nucleus. Lineage: Eukaryota; Viridiplantae; Streptophyta; Magnoliopsida; Malvales; Malvaceae. Gene Ontology annotation, molecular function: DNA-binding transcription factor activity; sequence-specific DNA binding. The record is from RefSeq and is a predicted model, not a curated record. Gene Ontology annotation, biological process: regulation of DNA-templated transcription.
GAUAGAGGCAUGUCAUCCUUUAGAAAAAGUGGGGCAAGUUCUAGUGAAGAUGAUGCUGAGCAGCUCAGAAGAGGACCCUGGACUCUGGAGGAGGAUACACUCCUCAUUAAUUACAUUGCUAGCCAUGGCGAAGGCCGGUGGAAUUUGCUUGCAAAACGUGCAGGUUUAAGGAGAACUGGGAAGAGUUGCAGGCUGAGAUGGCUAAAUUAUCUGAAACCGGACGUUAAGCGUGGAAACCUUACUCCACAAGAACAGUUUUUGAUCCUUGAACUCCAUUCUAAGUGGGGUAACAGGUGGUCCAGGAUUGCACAACAUUUACCAGGGAGAACGGACAAUGAGAUCAAGAAUUACUGGAGAACCCGUGUGGAGAAACAGGCACGUCAUCUUAAGAUUGAUUCUAACAGCGCAGCAUUUCAAAAUCUUAUUCGAUGUAAUUGGAUGCCUAGAUUGCUUCAAAAGAUGGAAGAGUCAUCCUCUGUUUCAUCCAUGACCUCUGAAAACUUAACAGUUCCUCCACUUCUAGACCAAAUUUCUCAGCAUGAAGCAUUAACGACAGUGCAACAAGCACCAAGGCACGGGCCUCGUAAUCUAAAUGAAGCAGUGCAAAGUUUGCAUCAGCUGGAGCAGAAUUCAGACUCAGAGCACUCUGCAGCAAGUUCAUGUGUUUCUUCUUCAGAAUCCAUGAAAAAUAUCUCAAAAAUAUCUCAAUUUGCAGAAUACCAAACAAAUCCUUAUCGCAUCAUUGGUAACAACGACUACAACACACUUUCGAAGGAUUGCUAUUAUUUCGAUAAUAAUAGUAGUUGCUAUAACAUGGAAGCCAUCAACCUGGCAUCCACAUCAGCACUUGGGGAUUUUGCGAGCCCUGUCGGCGAUUGCCACAUGGCAGAGAACAAUUGGGUUGAUGAUGGUUUUGCAGAUGGCCUAUGGAGCAUGGGGGAACUAUGGGAACUCAAGAGCUUUCAUUGAAGGGAAUCCUGUCAUGUUUUUUCCGACAGUUCACCAAAAGUUCAUUCAUUAGCUUUUAACAGUUGAUUUUCCGAGUUCAAUUGUCCUAUAACAUCUCAUAAGAUUUUUUUUUCUUUAAGUUUUUGUCCAAAAUUAGUUACUGGAUUCCAAGUUUCUUAAGUUGUGAGUGUAAACUAAUGAAUUUUUAUGUCUAAAUAUAUUAGAAGAUGAAAAGUUCUUUCUUUUCUUUUCUUUUCUGUUUUCUGGCACCUGGGCUGGAUUACUGAUCAAAGAGCUUUCUCUUCCCUUUUCUAAUUAUUGAUUUCACCUAAAUAUCAAUACUUGCAUUUAAGAUUUUAAAAUAUUUUUGAGAAAAAAACAACAUAUAACUAACAUUU